Mesitornis unicolor (brown roatelo) is the source of this 2542-nucleotide messenger RNA. It is a transcript of the gene MSH4, whose product is annotated as mutS homolog 4. The record is from RefSeq and is a predicted model, not a curated record. Gene Ontology annotation, molecular function: ATP-dependent DNA damage sensor activity; ATP binding; mismatched DNA binding. Gene Ontology annotation, biological process: mismatch repair; reciprocal meiotic recombination. Lineage: Eukaryota; Metazoa; Chordata; Aves; Mesitornithiformes; Mesitornithidae. The transcript has 19 exons. Gene Ontology annotation, cellular component: nucleus. The annotation marks the transcript as partial.
AAUCGUAUUUCGGAGACAAAAGUUCCUGUGUAGAAAAUGUUAGCGCGUUGAAUCUCACCAGCUCUUCAUCUACACGGGGCCCGAGGAGCUCAUGCAUAGGAAAACCACCCCUCUCUUCUGGUAGAUGUGUUUACAGAAGCCGUACCCCUCUUAUGGGGUAUUCAGGUACCUCCUCGUCUACAGUCUCUGCCCAUGCCCUCGCGUCGGUGGUUGUAGCUGUGGUCGAAGGAAGGGGCCUUGCCAGAGGUGAAGUGGGAAUGGCCAGCAUUGACUUAAAAAAUCCUGAGGUGAUACUGUCACAGUUUGCAGACAGUACAACUUAUGCCAAGGUUAUUACUAAACUCAAGAUUUUAACACCACUGGAAAUAAUAAUGUCAAACACUGCUUGUGAGUCAGGGAGCACAACGAAAUUGUUCAGUUUGAUAACAGAACAGUUCAGGAAUGUGACUUUUACAACUGUCCAAAGAAAAUACUUCAAUGAAACAAAGGGUUUGGAAUACAUAGAGCAAUUGUGCGCGUCUGAGUUCAGCACCAUUUUCAUGGAGGUUCAAUCAAAGUACUACUGUCUUGCAGCUGCUGCAGCUUUGCUAAAAUAUGUUGAAUUUAUUCAAAAUUCAGUUUAUGCUCCUAAAUCACUGAAAGUGCGGUUCCAGGGCAGUGAGAAAACAGCGAUGAUAGAUUCAUCAUCAGCACAAAAUCUUGAACUAGUAAUUAAUAACAGAGAUUCUCGGAAUGGUCACACACUUUUUGGCGUCCUAAAUUACACUAAAACUCCAGGUGGAAGUCGAAGGCUUAGAUCCAAUAUCCUGGAGCCACUAGUUGAUGCCGAAACAAUUAACACAAGACUGGACUGUGUACAGGAAUUACUCCAGGAUGAGGAGCUCUUUUUUGGUCUUCAAGCAGUUAUCUCAAAAUUCCUGGAUACAGAACAACUGCUUUCAGUUUUGGUACAAAUUCCAAAGCAGGAUACAGUUAAAGCUGCUGAAUCAAAGAUAACUAAUUUAAUCUACCUGAAGCAUACUAUAGAACUUGUGGAGCCUCUAAAAGCUGCUCUAAAAAGCUGUAACACACCGCUCCUAAAGGCUUAUUACAGUUCUCUUGAAGAUACAAGAUUUGGAAUUAUGCUUGAAAAGAUUACAACUGUAAUUAAUGACGAUACAAGGUACACAAAAGGAUGUCUGAGUAUGAGGACCCAGAAAUGCUAUGCUGUUAAGCCUAACAUCAAUGAAUUCCUUGACAUAGCCCGUAGAACAUACACGGAAAUUGUUGAUGAUAUAGCAGGUAUAAUAAAACAACUUGCAGAAAAGUACAACCUACCGAUGAAAACAUGUUUCAGCUCUGCUCGUGGAUUUUUUAUCCAGUUGAAUGUUGAUUGUUCCAUGUUACCCAAUGGCCAACUUCCUCCAGAAUUUACAAAGAUCACUAAAAUGAAAAACACAUAUAGCUUCACUUCAGCAGAUAUAAUAAAAAUGAAUGAAAGAUGUCAGGAGUCCCUGAGAGAAAUAUAUCACAUGAGCUACUUAAUAGUGUGUAAGCUACUGAACGAGAUCUAUGAGCACAUUCAUUGCCUGUACAAGCUGUCUGACAUUGUGUCAAUGCUGGAUAUGCUGCUUUCAUUUGCCCACGCCUGCACUCUUUCUGAUUACGUUCGUCCAGAAUUUACAGAUACUUUAGCAAUCAAGCAGGGAUGGCAUCCCAUUCUUGAAAAGAUAGCUAUGGAAAAACCUGUGUCUAACAACACAUACCUGACAGAGGGUAACAAUUUUGGCAUUAUUACAGGACCAAAUAUGAGUGGAAAAUCAACGUACCUAAAACAGAUUGCUCUCUGUCAAAUUAUGGCACAGAUUGGUUCUUAUGUCCCAGCAGAGUACUGUUCUUUUCGAAUUGCAGAGCAAAUUUUUACCAGAAUAGGUAUGGAUGAUGAUAUAGAAACAAAUGCAUCAACAUUCAUGAAGGAAAUGAAAGAGAUAACAUACAUCAUACAAAAUGCUAAUGACAAAUCACUCAUCAUAAUUGAUGAACUUGGCAGAGGUACCAGUGCUGAAGAAGGUAUCGGCAUUUGUUAUGCUGUCUGUGAAUAUCUGUUGAAUUUAAAGGCAUUUACAUUGUUUGCUACACAUUUCCUGGAACUGUGUCACAUAGAUGCUUUAUAUCCCAAUGUGGAAAAUUACCAUUUUGAAGUACAACAUGUGAGAAGCAGUGCUGGAAAUAAGGAGAAAAUUGCUUACACUUACACACUCUCUAAAGGAUGUACAGAGGAAAAGAACUACGGAUUAAAAGCUGCAGAAGUUUCCUCCCUACCAUCAUCAAUACUUUCGGAUGCAAAGGAAAUCACAAAUCAUAUUGCAAAACAGAUUUUGUACAGGCAGAAGAGCACUCCUGAGAUGAUGCAGCAGAGAGCUGUGUACCAUUUAGCAAUGAGAUUGGUUCAGGCUGCCAGAAAUUCUCGACUGGAUCCAGACAGCCUGCGUAUAUAUUUGAAAGGCUUGAAGAAAAAGUAUGAAGCUAGUUGUCCUGCACCCAGACCCAACGAUCAGCAACA